AGAUGACAUAUUUUGGUGAGGGUGUCAUCAAAAUAACGGAAAAUAACCUAGAAAAUCAGCCUUCCUUUUCCAAUUUUCAAAAUGUAGGAAUUGAAAUAAAAUUGGAGGAAUAUAUAAAAGUUCCUUGACCACAUGAAAAAAUACAAAGAAACAGAAAGCCAUUCUGAAGAAUAUUAUUUUCCAGUUAUCAAUCAAAAUAGUAUCAGUAAAUAGAAUGAGCAACACAAAGUUUCAAGAAAUUCAUUCCACGGGUUUUGAAAACAGCGAAGGUUUUAUCAAUGUUGAUGUCGGUGAUAAAGUCUUUCUUCGGGGAAGAGAACUGAACAAAUCACAACAGGAGGCAUAUCAAUUUUUAAAAGAAAAAAGGGUAGAAGAGAUUUUCAACUUUUUGAUUGAGCAUUUAUUGGUGAACACUCCAAGAGACCCGUUGAAUUUCUUAGUCGAUCUUCUAGAUAAAUGUAUAAACUUUCGAGAUGACCUAAAGGAUCCUCCUUUAUUGUUCGAUCGGUCCCAUCAAGAGAUUAUUUACAAAGCUUUUGAUCCAGGAAACAAGGGCUUCGUAACUCAACAACAGUUUUGUACAGCACUGAAAACCGUUGGUCUUGGAGAAUCAAGUCUCCUCCCGUCAAUGAGUAAAAAUAACAUAAUUUUCAAAAACGAGUUUUUGAUUGAGCUUGACAGCGCUUUGAUAAAUAAUUUGUACUCAAUGAUGGGUGGAGAGAGAGAGGACAUGAAUAUUUCAACAGCAGUAAGAGGCAGCUUACAAUACAAAGGCAGACACAGAGGCUCAGAUUCCACAUCUUUACUACUGGAAAAUGGCUCGAAAAAAUCUUCAGUUCACUUCUUUUUAGCAAUGAAUGAAGGCUCAGAUGGAUUUGAAAGUCCAGCGAGAAUCUCUCAUUCAGAGUUUUUCGAACAUAUUUCACGAAAAUCACCAGGACAAUUAAGUAGUGAUCAGGGUACAUCAAGUUUAAGCAGCAAGGAACAAGAUUUGAAUAUCGCAGAUCGUGGUUUGGAAAGUGCUAUUGAUUCAAAUCAUGACGAAACUGAAUAUUAUGUCAACGAACAAUUUAUGCACAAUAAGAGUUUGGAGGAAAUUGUAAGUUUGGAAAAUUUACCUUUGACAGAAAACAAUGAAUCAAUUGGAAGUUUUCCUGUUGAGAGUGUGAAGACCAGUGCGGGAGGAAUAUUGUCGGAUAGUCUUAAUCUGGAAGAAAAUAGAAAACUUUCUUCUUGUUCGAGAGAUUCAAAAAUUGAAAGUAAUGAGAAACGUUCGUCUAGUUUGAAAAACUUGGAAGUUCAAAAGAAUGAUAAUAGUUCUUCAAGUUUUCAAUACACGGGAGAAGAUAAUUCAAAAUCAGGCGAUAAUAUCAACGAUAGUAUGUGAUUUGAAGGACUUGAAAUCGUAUAAACAGAAUCAAAGAAUCCUGGAGGACAAACGAAUAAUUUCAAAAUGGAUGAGUCUGAGUGUAGAUUUGCAUUCUUGAGAGAGUUGGAGGAAAAUUUGAUUUUCAAAUAUAAAAUUUGAUUUUGAUGUUCACAAUAA
This is a messenger RNA of Nilaparvata lugens (brown planthopper), 1546 nucleotides long. RefSeq lists its product as uncharacterized. The transcript is spliced from 5 exons. NCBI's taxonomy places the organism in Eukaryota, Metazoa, Arthropoda, Insecta, Hemiptera, Delphacidae. The record is from RefSeq and is a predicted model, not a curated record. The coding region runs from base 215 to 1387 and encodes 390 amino acids. Gene Ontology annotation, molecular function: calcium ion binding.